Messenger RNA from Rhizoctonia solani, 2472 nucleotides. RefSeq lists its product as uncharacterized. NCBI's taxonomy places the organism in Eukaryota, Fungi, Basidiomycota, Agaricomycetes, Cantharellales, Ceratobasidiaceae. The record is from RefSeq and is a predicted model, not a curated record. The coding region runs from base 1 to 2472 and encodes 823 amino acids. The transcript has 7 exons.
AUGUCGAGCUCUUCUGGUCGUGGAACAUCGGAUAGUGUCCACCAGGCAAAUCUGGCUACCUUUCGCUCUUUUCGAAAGACUAUCGAAGAGUUGACUCUUAAGCCUCGCACCGUCCUUGGAGAUCAUGCCAGCCUGGUUAAGCGUAUACAAGACUGGAGAAAGACCGUCUCUGCUCUAACGGUAUGGGUCACUGACGACCGUGCCUACUACCAGCAAGCUCGCCCGGAGAUUGUUAGCAUGCUGGAGGCUGUCUUCGACUCGGUCCGAGCGGUAGACACCGUCCGGAGCCAGAUCCCUGAGCCAAAUUGGGUGAGAGCCAGUGAAAAGGAGUUUGAAUAUUUGCUCCAAGAUUACAUCAAAUUAAUCGAAAUAGCGUUCCCUCCGCACCGUCAAAGCAGAUAUAAUACGCCAGCGGACCAAGAUCCCCUUAAUCGAGGUAAAAUACUUUACAAUGGGCUUUAUAGUUUCAGACGUAGGCUUGGGGAAGUUCGAGGCAUUCCGAUGGAGCAACGUCGUGGGUCUACCUCACAAUCAGCACAAGAUUCUAUCCCUCCGCAACAACAGCAACAGCAACAUAUGUCUGCUGUACCUGCCAACUUUCAAACAAUACCGGCGCCACCUCGUACGGCUUCUCAAGGUUAUGCUGAUCAGGGUGGGGUUGAGGUUCCGCAUAUGCGACCAUACACUCAACCAGACAAUGCCGUACGCACAAGUUCACUCCCAGCGGAUAAUAUGGUUCUAGUGAGACCCAUAAUAAAUUCGAAUCACACAACACCACAGGCGAUCAGUGGAAUGCAGCUACCUCAGCUACCUCAUCUCUCGGCACCAUCUCAGACUAAAUCUCAGGUUGAGACCCAAGGUACACUCACCAAGCAAUCGGCAACGCCACCUAUCAUGCAGCCAGUUACAGACGCCGUUCUUGUUCCCGCUUCGGAUACUAUACCAGGCGCUCUACUUUCCGAGGAACAAGAUUGGGACCUCAACCUUAAUUGGGAUGAACUCGAAGCGUUGGAUCGAUCAGAGUGGCAAGGCGAAGAUUCAAUACAAGCGGAGAGCCACGAUGCUCACUUGGAGGAUUUGCCCAAGCCCGGUUCUGCAAAUGCUCCAGAAACUCAAGCGGUCCCGGUAAACGAUCAGGACACCCCAGCUGGGCCAAAUAUCGGCGAGUCCGGAGGACCUUCAAUAGCUCAGCCGAAGGAACUCUUGCCCGGUGCUCCUGGAUUCGAAGUAGAGGAUACCAGUACUCGGACACUACCCGCCAGUCAUGAAAACGUCCAACCCCCGAAGCACCAUGAAUCUUCAAUGGAGGAUAUUAUUGAUAUUGAAGAACUCGGUGACGGGGAAGCGACUAGUCCUAACCCUAUCGAACUGCCCAAGCAGUCAUCAACCGAACCUGCUCUGCUGUCACUGGAUGAGGAUGUUAUCGACAUACAGUACAGCGAUGACGAAAUGGAAGUGGAUGAAUUGGACCCAUCUGAACCAACUGGGUCAAUCAGGCAAUCCGAGCAGCCUGACGAUAAGCCUACAGGGUCUUUCGGUCAGAUAAAGCCAACAAAACCCCAAACGUUUCAACCUUCAUCCGUCUCAUAUCCCGUAUCUGUCGUGAAUCACCAGACCCAGCUUGUCGCUAGCUCCAGCCCAUUGCCUCCACAUAUUCGGGCUGACAUACGCCAGAAGGCAAAAGAACCUUUAAUUGCCCACUAUCUCUCAAUACAACCUUCUGAAACGCGUGACGCAGUAGAAAAGCGAUUCGAUCAAAUGAGCGACCAGGAGGUGAUUGACAUAUACAAUAAAAUGGGGCACGCUCGUAGGAUAGUGGAUCAUUACAAGAACAGAUUGGUACAAUCGAGCCACAAAAUACACCUCCCACAUAUAGAUGUGCGGGAGCCCCCGAAAGAACCACCGACAUUAUUCUGCUCCGUAACCGGUGCUAUGAGAUUGAGCUCCGAAACUGUAGAGUUUUCGAUCUCACCGGCCAUAAUGGCUUCUCUGGAGCGGUGGAGAGCCCGAUUUGUGACACCAGCAGGUUCUCACGGGGACUUGAUAACGGUCGAACUUGCAUGCUAUUCAAAGGAUGCAUUUCAUUCACCAGAGGGUAAAGGUCUACACGAGCUUACACCAAACGCACAAACCCGAACUUGGCCGGACGGGGGCAUAUUAUGGGCAUUUAUAAAUGCGGAGGACGAGGUCAAGGAUCGUAACGUGCGAUUAUUCCUCUCCCCGCCGCCGUUUAUUGAGCCAAAUCAAUCAGUGGAUAUCAGUGACUUUAUUCGGGAAGGUCAUAAUACCGUGAAAUUCGUCCACUUGGGCGGGAUGGAACAUUUUACAUUUGUGGUUCAGACGCGUAGGAUGCCUCCGCCAUACUCUACAUGGCCAGGAGUAUUAAAACGCAUUCAAUCACUCGACCCUUCCUCGGCCAAUGGAUACUCAGCACUUAUUAAUCGAAUAAGUGCGAUGCUUGAAGAAAAUUAA